This is a messenger RNA of Pistacia vera, 2295 nucleotides long. RefSeq names its product probable L-type lectin-domain containing receptor kinase S.5. Gene Ontology annotation, molecular function: ATP binding; carbohydrate binding; protein kinase activity. Bases 23 to 1993 code for a protein of 656 amino acids. The transcript has a single exon. The record is from RefSeq and is a predicted model, not a curated record. Gene Ontology annotation, cellular component: plasma membrane. NCBI's taxonomy places the organism in Eukaryota, Viridiplantae, Streptophyta, Magnoliopsida, Sapindales, Anacardiaceae. Gene Ontology annotation, biological process: protein phosphorylation.
ACCUCCAUAGUUUCAUUUCAUUAUGAGCUUUUCUCUGGUAUUUAAGUUCUUGAUAUUUGCAGCUUUCAUGGGGAUUACUGCUUUUCCCCAUGUAAACUGCAAAAAUCUCCAUGAUUUCAAUUUUCCAGACUUCCCUUAUCAACGCAUGGACGAGCUUACGAUGAUAACUGGUUCAGGUGUGAAUAAAAACGCCAUCCAAGUAACAUAUGAUCUUAGUGGAAAGCGUAUGGAUAAUUUAUCCGGACGAUCCUUCUACAGAGAUUCAUUUACUUUGUGGAGAAGAAAUAGCAAAAAUGUCACCACUGCUGCAACUUUCAGCACCACUUUUACACUCAACAUCGUUAACCAGUCGAAUCCUGGGGGUGAGGGCUUGGCAUUUAUAAUCACCGGAAAGAGUGAUCUUCCCGAGAACAGUGAAGGGCAAUGGCUCGGGAUUGUGAAUUCGACUACAAAUGGAUCCUCCGAAGCACAGAUUGUUGCGGUUGAGUUUGACACCAGGAAGAGCUUUUCCCAGGAUGCAGAUGAUAAUCAUAUUGGACUGAAUGUCAACAGUAUUUUCUCUGUGGAUCAAGUUCCUCUGAGAGUCGAGCUUUCUUCGGGUAAAAAUAUAACUGUUCGUGUUGAGUAUGAUGGCAAAAACAUGACUGCUUUUGUGGGAUAUGAGUUCAUGAAGCUGAAUCAAGUGCUUACUCAACCUAUUGAUCUCUCUCAGUAUCUCCCGGAGAAGGUUUUUGUCGGGUUCUCGGCGUCAACGAGCAAUUUUAGCCAGUCGAAUUGUGUUUUAUCCUGGGAAUUUCACGGUUCAGAUAUUGAUAAAAGGAGAAAUCUACUCUGGGUUUGGAUCGUUGUUGUGGUUGCUGUGGUUCUCCUUUUGUUAAUCGGUGUCGGAUUUUGCUUGUAUAAAAGAAGGAGACAUGAACUCCGGGAGCUUGAGGAUUUACAGCGCAUGGAGAGUCAUAUCAAUGACUUCAACCUGGCACCGAAGAAGUUCAAACUGAGGGAAUUGAAGAAGGCAACAGGGAGAUUCAGCCCCAAAAACAAGCUGGGAAAAGGCGGAUUCGGAACAGUCUAUAAGGGAACCUGGAGGAAUAGAGAGAUAGCUGUGAAAAGAGUUUCGGAGACGUCGCGACAAGGCAAGCAAGAAUUCAUUGCAGAAGUCACAACAAUUGGCAGCCUGAGGCACAAAAACCUCGUCAAACUUAUUGGUUGGUGUUACGAGAGACAUGAGCUCCUUCUUGUGUACGAUUACAUGCCUAAUGGAAGCUUAGACAAGUGCAUAUUCGUCGACGAGAAGACAGGAUUGGGGGAAUCAACUCUGAAUUGGGAAACAAGAGUGAGCGUAAUCCAUGGAACCGCUCAGGCCCUGGAUUAUCUCCACAAUGGGUGUGAGAAAAGGGUGCUUCACAGAGAUAUCAAAGCGAGCAACAUAAUGCUCGAUUCAGAAUUCAAAGCAAGACUGGGGGAUUUCGGGCUGGCACGAACGAUCCAGGAUCAGAAAACCCACCACUCCACGAAUGAGAUAGCCGGAACUCCCGGAUAUAUGGCGCCAGAGAUUUUCCUGACAGGGAGAGCCACUGUGGAAACAGAUGUUUAUGCAUUUGGGGUGCUGAUCCUGGAAGUUGUUUCCGGAAGGAAGCCUGGAAAUCAAAGUGAACAAAACAGUUACAACAACAGCAUUGUGCAUUGGCUCUGGGAGCUUCACAGGAAGGGGAGGAUUCUUGAUGCCGCAAAUCCGAGAUUGGAAGGGACGUUUUCGGAGGAAGAAAUGGAGUGUAUUUUGAUUCUGGGGUUGGCUUGUUGCCAUCCGAAUCUGCACCAGAGGCCAUCGAUGAAAUUGGUUUUGAAGGUUCUUUCAGGAGAGACAGCUGUCCCAGAAGUCCCAACAGAGAGACCUUCAUUCGUGUGGCCAGCCAUGCCUCCAUCUUUCAAUGAAUCGGAUAACUCUCUUGCAGGAAGCCAACUUACUCCGUUUUCACAACUCAGUGGGAGGUAGAAGAUUGGAAGAGGAAGAUUAAUAGCUUAGUUUAAGGUACCUUAUGUUGUAAAAUAUUGAAGUGUAAUUUGGAGAUUGUAGAUUCUUUAGUAAGUUGAAGAAAGUUUCUCAUUCUUUUUUAUGUAAAUCAAUUGCUUGUUCAUGGUCAGUCCUUUUGCUUUCAUAACAGAAGCAAAGUUCAUUUCACUAUUUAUAUUUUAAGUUUGUAACUCAACCUAAAGGUCAUAUAAAGUUUGUAACUCAGCCUAAAGCUCAUAUAGUCUGAAUCCAACCGAGUAACUAUUAUCAAUUUUAAAUUUAAA